Molecule: messenger RNA, 1794 nt
Organism: Drosophila hydei
Lineage: Eukaryota; Metazoa; Arthropoda; Insecta; Diptera; Drosophilidae
Exons: 1
Coding region: 1-1794 (597 amino acids)
Source: RefSeq, a predicted model, not a curated record
AUGUAUACGCCCCAUUUGAUAUUCAUUCUACUUGUGUUGCCAUUUCCAUGGAGCUGUGCCUGGAACAUCAAAUACAUUAGCACACUACUAAAUGGUUUUAACAGAUUGGCUACGUUCCAGGAUUUGGUGUGGUUCGUUAGCCAGCAGCUGGACAACGAGCAGAAGGACGACAUGGAAAAAUUUAUGCGCUUGCAACACGAUACGUUUUUCGUCACACAAAUUGUGGUUGCUAACAACACGGCUAUGCGAAUGAGUCACUCGGCAGUCAGACGCAACCAGAUGACCGUGGUCUUUACCACGGGUCUCCACGAUCCCAUUAUGACGGUGACCAAUAAGGUGAUGCUUGGCAAGCAUUUUUACCUCGCGGUGUUCAUAAUAAUGAAGAAGGUGGAGAACAUGGAGGAUGUGUACGAGAUAUGUCAGUUUCUCAGCGACAAUCAGUAUGAGAACUCUCUAUUAUAUUUCGAAUCGAUUGAUGGCAUAAAUCAGAUCUACGGCGCGGUUCAAUAUCCAACAUUCCAAAUAGAGAAUCGCACGGAUCUGCAAGCGUAUAUGAAGAGGAAGCUUAGCCAGUGGGCAAACGCCGUUCAAGAUGUGGGCGGUUAUCGCUUUGCCACGCCCAUGAGAGAGGAUGCUCCACAUUUGUUUAGUGUGGAAGAUCGCUACGAGGGCAGCACCUAUCGAAUCAUAAACACCUUCGUGCACCACCUUAAUGGGAGCUUCUUGGAGAUGGAACUUCCACUAGAUGCGCUUGGAGGCCGCGCAGUUAAUAUGAAGCAAACUCUGCAGCUCGUCAGAGACCAAAAGGUGCAGUUCGUUGCCCAUGCUUACGCCUUGUUUUCGCCGGACGACGACGUGGACAAGAGCUAUCCACUGCUGGUGGUGCCUUGGUGCUUGAUGGUGCCGCUCUACAACAGCGUCUCAACCUACUUCUAUGCGCUGCAGCCCUUCGACACGACCGUUUGGUUCUUUGUGCUGGGCUGCUUCCUGCUGCUCAGUUUGCUGGAGCUGCUUUGGCUACGACUAGGAUUCAGGGCGGCCCACGGAGCAGCUGGAGUUACUACGGCGCUCCUGAACUCCUUCUGCUACAUCAUCAACAUAGCCACAGGCAGGCAGCUCCUGCAGCCGUCGCUCUUACGCUUUCUGCUGCUGUUGGCUGUGUUCUUUCAUGGCUUCUUCCUAUCAGCUAAUUACACCUCUACGCUAGGCAGCAUUUUGACUGUGAAUCUGUUUCACGCCCAGCUGAAUACAAUGGACGAUCUGCUGCGCGCCCAGCUGCCUGUCAUGAUCAUUGACUAUGAAAUGGAGUUUCUGCUGCAGCUGCACAAGGAGCUGCCCGACGCGUUUAUUCAGCUGCUGCGCCCCGUGGACAGUGGCAUCUUUGCCCAGCAUCAGUUGAGCUUCAACAGCUCGUAUGCCUACUUUGUGACCGAGGAUAGCUGGCAGUUUCUGGAUGAGCAGCAGCGCCAUCUCAAGCAGCGCCAAUUCAAGUUUAGCGACAUUUGCUUUGGCUCCUUCCACUUGGCCUAUCCCAUUCAGCGCGAUUGCUCGCUCUGGCGCGACAUAGAGUACUUUACGUUCCGUGUUCACUCCUCUGGCUUGCUAUACUACUACGCUCGGCUCAGCUUUGAGUCGGCACUGCAUGCGGGCAUUGUGCAUCGACUCCAGGAGCAGAACGUCUACACAUCCGCGGGCCUGCAACACUUGGCCAUAGCGUUCAUUAUGCUGUUGGUCAUGUCAGCCUUAGCACUUAUCGUUUUUCUAAUCGAGCUCUUGACGAAAUUCAAGCAUUAA